AUUGGUUAUUUUUUUUACGCAACUAAUCUUUUUUGACUGCUAAAAAAAGGAAAAUGGAGAGCAGGCGGGUUUCAGCAAGGAGCGUGGCAGCCAAGAAAGACAGUGGCUAUAGACAACGACAAGGAUACAGGAACAGGUUUGCAGGUUACAGUUCACAGUUUUCCGGAUGGGCAUCAACUUUCUUCUUUUAUAACUUCCCAGAGGAAUUAGAGGCAAAAUUUCUAUGGAACAGCUUUCAGAUGUAUGGUAAGGUCGUCGAUGUGUAUAUUCCGAGUAAACGGGAUAAGAGAGGGAAGAGGUAUGGUUUUGUGCGACUAACAGGGGUCAAGAAUGAGAUUCAAAUGGAGAGGAGGCUAAAUGAGAUUUGGAUUGGCUCGUAUAAGAUGAGAGUGAAGAUUGCAAAUGACAGACAAAGGAAACCAGCAUCACCCAGGAAGUCAUAUGCACAAGCAGUGAAGGGCCAAGGAAAGAGAGCAGAUAAGGCUUCAGAACAAUCACAUGAAAAGGAAACAAAAGAAACCCCAAAAAAGGAAGGUGGCAAAACAAGGGUACAGGUGAAUAAGGAUGUAGAAAAAACAGAGGGGACUAUUGAAUACAUUCCGACAGGUGAUGAGCUGAAAUGGCUUAAAGGCAGCAUGGUGGCAGUGGUGAGGUCAAUGGCGCUGGUAUCUGAGAUUCAAAAGCAAAUGGACACAGAUGGGGGCUCAAUCUUGUUAUCACCAAUGGGGGGAAGACGGGUGCUUUUAACUGAGAAAGUUGUAAGGUUCUUAUCUGAUUAUAUGAAGCACAAUGAGGAGCUGUUUGUGCCAUUAAAGGCAUGGGGAGAGAGGUGUUUUCAGAUGAUAGGGGAAACAAUCGGAGAAGUUUUAUUGGUUCACGAGGACACAAAGAAGAAAGCAAUAUUAUGGGAUGGGAGAGUUCUGAUCCUAUGCUCGGAGGCCAAUAAAAUCUCAAAACAAGUUAAGCUGAAGGUAGGAGAGCAGGUGUUUGAGAUAGAGAUAAUUGAAGAGGAGUGGCGCUCUGAUCAGGAGUGGCGCUCUAAUCCGGAUUGGUGGCUAUCGGAGAAUGAUCGGAAAAAUGACCUGGAAACGGAGUCUGAUUACUCAAUCUCGUGGUGUCAGAAUGAGGAUCCGGAAAUGGCUAUGGAUGUGAUUGGCGACGGUGAAGAUGUAAGUAACGGUUCAGAGCAUUUAAUGAAGGAUAUGGUGUCAAAUUCAAAUCUGAAGAUUGCAACGAAAAUAGAGGGCUGUAUUCAAAUUGUGCAAGAGACAGAUUUGGAAGAAGAUGAAAACGUUGGGCUGUCCAAGGAGAUUGGGCCACAAAGAAGAUUUAUUCAAGAAUGUUAUCCAGAGAGCAAGGAGGAGAUCUGGGCAAAAGGAGUAGCGUGGGUAACACCCAGAACAAGGCAGCGACUGGCACGGAGAGUGGAAACUUGCCAAGUCGAGGAUGACAAGGUACACAUCGCUGCUGCUGUAUCUAUUUCAGAUGGAUGUAUUGAAAAUAGAAAUAGGGUGUUGUGGAAGGAGAUGAAUAUGCAUGAGGUGCGCUGGCUGAUGGGGGUAGGGAAGAGAUUGGGUUUUAAAUUUGAUAAUAAUGAGGAGGAGAUUCAAUCAAAGCUACUAGAGGCAGUAAAUCGAGAAGGGGCGGAGAGGAAGGACGCAAUAGGGAGGGGGUUGGGUGGGGCGUUGAAAAAAAAGGAAGUGAGAAGGCUGGUACAAGUAGAGAAGCCUGAUUUUCUGUUCUUGCAGGAAACAAAGUUAGAAAAAGUGGAUGUAAGUAUCUGUAGACAGUUAUGGAAUUCAGAUGAGUUCGAUUGGGUGGUGAAGGGCUCUUUCGGAGCUUCAGGGGGGGAAUGGGGAGCAAAUAAAAAGCAGUAUUUUUUAAUUAACGUCUAUGGGCCAAAUGAUAGACAGAAAAAUGCUAGUUUGUGGGAGGAACUGAGGAAAAUGGUGACAGACAAGGAAGGGUGUUGGGUGAUAGCAGGGGACUUUAAUGCAGUCAGAGGUCCUGAGGAGAGACGAGGAAGAAUAGGGGAGAGCCCAGACAUGAAGGAUUUUGAUGAGUUUAUUGUGACAAUGAAUUUGGUGGAUGUCAAAUUGUCAAAUAGAAGGUAUACAUGGUACAAGCCAGAUGGCACAGCAAGGAGUAGAUUGGACAAAUUCCUAUUGAGUACGGAGAUGAGUAAUAUGGAAGGAGAGUGGAUACAACAAGGAUUGCCAAGGAACAUCUCUGAUCAUUGUGCUAUUGUGUUGAAGUCCAGAACAACAAAUUGGGGACCAAGACCUUUUCGAGUUUUGGAUGCAUGGCAACAACAUCUAGAUUUUAAGAAGUUUGUAGAAGAUAAAUGGAGCUGGAACAAGGAAGUUUUUGGGAACAUGGAACCUCAAUAUGAACAAGCUGUAAAAAAGAUUGAGCAAGUGGAUAUGCGGAACGAAGUAUCUGAUCUGGAAGAUGCUGAGAUUGUGAAAAGGCAAGAAGGUUUUUCUGAGAUGUGGGAUGUUUUGAGAAAAAGGGAACUUAUCUGGAAGCAGAAGUCAAGGAUUGAAGAAAUAGAGGAAGGUUUAAGGAGCUGUGAAGGUUCAAAGGCACCAGGACCUGAUGGUUACAAUUUUAACUUUCUUAAAUAUGCGUGGCACUGCAUAAAGGAGGACUUCAUCAACUUUUUUGAGGAAUUCCAUCGUAAUGCGAAGGUGCUAGCCAAUAGAUUGAAAUCUGUAAUAUCAAAAAUAGUGAGUGAAACGCAAUCUACCUUUGUGGGGGGCCGUCAACUGGUGGAUAGUGUAUUGGUGCUGAAUGAAGUUGUGGAUGAAAUUAAGAAGAAGAAACAGCCAACUUUUGUUUUUAAAGCAGAUUUCGAAAAGGCAUAUGAUUGCGUAGAUUGGUCCUUUUUGGAUUGGAUGAUGGAGAGUUUUGGAUUUGGAACAAAAUGGAGAGGAUGGAUUAUGGAAUGUCUUUCAACGGCGAGAAUCUCGGUCCUGAUAAACGGAAGCCCGACAAAGGAAUUUGAGGUGGGUAAAGGUUUGAGACAAGGUGAUCCUCUAUCUCCUUUCCUCUUUUUGAUGAUUGCAGAGGGGUUACAAGGUCUGGUACAAAGAGCAGUAAAGGAGGGAAUGAUGCAUGGGAUUGAGAUUGGAAAGAAAGGCCUGUCCGUGUCGCUGCUCCAGUUUGCUGAUGAUACAAUUAUUAUGGGUAGAGCAGAUGCUGAGAAUAUACAUACAGUGAAGGACAUCCUAAAAUGGUUUGAGCUUAUGUCGGGCUUGAGGAUUAACUUCAGCGAGAGCAGCAUUUUUGGUUAUAAUGUGUCGGAGAAAUGGCUAAAAGGAUCAGCGGGUAUGUUACAAUGCAGGGUUGGUCGAGCACCGUUUCUUUAUCUGGGAUUGCCCGUUGACGAAUUAAAUAAGAAAAUUUCAUGGGUUAAAUGGGAAUAUGUAUGUCGAGCUAAGGCGAAGGGGGGGCUUGGGGUGCCUGACUUACACAGUAAAAAUUGGGCAAUGUUAGGAAAAUGGUGGUAUAGGUUAAGUGACGGGGUCGAGAGCUUAUGGAAAAGGGUGGUGAGGGAGAAAUAUUAUGGUGGUAGGAGGGAGGUCGAUAUUACUACGAUUGAGUGUUUAAAGGUGUCCAAGAUUUGGAGGGACAUUAUUAGGAUAGGGGGUCUAUCUCUCAAACUUAGGAAUAUGUUGGUUGAGGGUUUCAAGUGGGAGGUGGGUGAAGGAAAUAGAGUGGGUUUUUGGUCUGAUAGGUGGAUUGGUGUUAAAAGUCUUAGGAAUUUGUUUCCAAGGUUAUUUGCACUUUCUGUGAAGAAGGAUGGAAAGGUUUCUGAGAUGGGGUCUUGGGAAGAGGGUAGAUGGUGGUGGCGGGUGGAGUGGAGGAGGGGUACAAUAGGGCGAGAGAAAGAUGAGGAGGAGCUGUUGGAGAAGGUGCUGGAGGGUGUCAAACUAAAGGAGGGGGCAGGGGAUGUUUGGAAGUGGGUACAUGGGAUGGAUGGCAAAUAUGAGGUGAAGCUAGCAUAUGAUUUUUUAGCUACUACGGAGGGAGUCUUGGAGGACCAGAUGUGCCAAUUAAUAGGGUGCAGAUUGGUGCCAUCCAAAGUGGCUUUUUUUGGGUGGCGUUUGUGCUUAGAUAGACUCCCAACAAAGGAAAACUUGCAAAAAUGUGGGAUAUUGUUACAGGAGGGGGUGUUGAGUUGGUGGGGUUUGGAGUCUGUUUUGCCUAAUACAGUAGGGGGAAUGGCAGAGUUUUUCAUUGGAAGUUUGGGCAGCAUAGUGGGAAAAGAGAUGGGUUCAUGUAUUUUUCUAGUGGUCGCCUGGUACCUAUGGUCUGUCAAAAACCAUAAAAGGUUGAGGAAGCAGUUCUAUAAAGCUUGCGUGCCCCCGAGUUGAUGGCUAGGCGGGGCUGUUUUGUUUUCAAUAUGUAGUAUUUGGGCACUCGUGGCUUUUUGUUUGUGAUUUGUAAGUUGUAUUACUCGCUAGUUUUUAGGAGAUUGGCCCUCCUCUGUUGUGGUUUCCAUUUUUUGUAUAUGGGCAGGAGCACCCCUUGUGCUUCAUUAAAUUAAAUUUUCUUUG
Molecule: messenger RNA, 4562 nt
Organism: Rubroshorea leprosula
Lineage: Eukaryota; Viridiplantae; Streptophyta; Magnoliopsida; Malvales; Dipterocarpaceae
Source: the annotation of a GenBank genome assembly